This is a messenger RNA of Rotaria sp. Silwood1, 4611 nucleotides long. The record is from the annotation of a GenBank genome assembly. NCBI's taxonomy places the organism in Eukaryota, Metazoa, Rotifera, Eurotatoria, Philodinida, Philodinidae.
AUGGUUAUCCUUGCUGCAACACAAACAAAAAAAGCUUCAUCAAGGCAAUCAUCCACCAGUGAUGAUUCCGAUGAUGAUAUACCUGUGAAGAAAGGAGUUUCGACUCAAAUUCAAAAGAAGGCAGCAAUACCUCCACCAAAGGCAUUGUUAUCAAAUGGAAAUAAUAAAAAGAAAGAUUCAUCAGAUUCAAGUGAUGAUGAUAAGAAAAAACCAUCGGUAAAUUCAAAAACCACACAACCAGUUAAAACUGAUCUGAAACGUAAAGCAGCUUCAUCAACUAGUUCCAGUUCAGAUUCCGAUGAUGCUGCACCACCAGUAAAUAAAAAACAAACACCAGCUACGUCUAUUAAAACUAAUGAUGCUUCCGUCGUCAAGAAAACUACUCUACCACCAUCAACAAAUCUUUCAAAUAACAAGAAAAAGGACUCUUCAUCAGAUUCUGAUUCGUCGGAUGAUGAUGGUCAACCAACAAAUAAGAAACCAGUUUCAUCAAAUGUAACACAAAAAGCUGCUAUUCCACCACCAGCUAGUCUUUCCAGUCAUAAGAAAAAGGAUUCUUCAUCAGAUUCUGAUUCAUCUGAUGGUGAUACACAAAAGAAAAAUGUACCAGUUAAAGCACCAACAACUGCUAAACCAGCACAACAACCAGCUAAAAAGGCUGCUUCAUCAGAUAGCAGUGAUUCAGACGAUGAUGAUAAACCAGCUGCUAAAAAACCAACCGUAUCAAAAGGUACAUAUCUUUCGUCGAUUCAUACCUUACCUGUUUAUAUGAAUUUCUUCUUUACAGUUACACCAACUGUAACAAAAGCUGUACUAUCAUUACCAGCUCCUGUUUCAAAUAAUAAGAAAAAAGAUUCUUCAUCAGAUUCUGAUUCAUCUGAUGAUGAUACGCAAAAGAAAAAUGUACCAGUAAAAGCACCAACAGCUACUAAACCAGUACAACAACCAGUUAAAAAAGCUGUCUCAUCAGAUAGCAGUGAUUCAGAUGAUGAUGAUAAACCAACAAACAAGACUCCAGUUCCAUCAAAGGUGACACAAAAAGCUGUUAUUCCAUCACCAGCUACUGUUUCGAAUAAGAAGAAAAAAGAUUCAUCAUCCGAUUCGGAUUCGUCAGAUGAAGAUACUAAGAAAAAAGUACCAGUAAAAACAUCAACAACUACUAAACCAGUUCAACAACCAGUAAAAAAAACAGUUUCAUCAGAUAGCAGUGAUUCAGAUGAUGAUGAUAAACCGGCAAACAAGAAACCAGUUACACCGGUAACUAAAAGCUCAGUUACAGCACCUAUAAAAAAGAAAGAUAGUUCAUCUGAUUCUGAUUCAUCAGAUGAUGAAGACAAAAAUAAAAAGACAACUACUGUAGCAGCUAAACCAUUAUCAACAUCUACUCCAGUUCAACAACCGAGUAAAAAAUCUGCUCCAUCAAGCAGCAGUAGUGAUUCAGAUGACGAUGCACCAGCUAAAAAAGCAGCUGCAACUAAAGUUGCUGUAACACCAGUAGCUAAAAAACCUGUCGUAUCAACACAAGCUAUGGUAUCAAAUACUAAAAAGAAAGACUCAUCAUCUGAUUCAGAUUCGUCAGACGAGAAUGAGAAAAAACCAUCGACAGCACUUGCCAAUAAACCUAAAAUGAUUCCUACUGCUUCAAAGAAAAAGGCAGCAUCGAGCAGUAGUAGUGAUUCGGAUGAUAAUAAAACAGAAGUAAAAACACCACUAAAAGGUACCGCUGCUGUUACAAUUACGAAAAAAGGUCUUGUACCACAACAAUCAGCAGCUUUGCCAAAUAAAAAAGCAAAAGAAUCCUCAUCUUCAGAUUCAUCAGAUGAAGCUAAUAAUAAAGAAUCUGCCAAAGUUGCUCCAGUACCAGUGAAAAAAACCAAUAAACCAAGUAGUUCAAGUAGUAGUGAUUCAGAUGUGAAACCAUCAAAAACAGCUUCUAAAGCCUCUACUACACCCGUUACUCCAGCAACAAAAAAACCCAUUGUUACUACUCCAGGAAAUGCUAUGAACAAGAAACAAGAUACAUCAUCUUCGUCUAAUUCAUCGGAUGAUGACACACAAAAGAAAGCACCAGUCAAAUCACCAAUAACUGCUAAACCAGCACAACAACCAGUUAAAAAAACUGUCUCAUCAGACAGCAGUGAUUCAGAUGACGAUAAUAAACCAGCUGCCAAGAAGCCAGUGGUAUCAAAAGCUACACCAACUGUAACAAAAGUUGUAGUACCACCACCAGCUUCUGUUUCAAAUAAUAAGAAAAAAGAUUCUUCAUCCGAUUCUGAUUCAUCAGAUGACCAUAAACAGAAAAAAGCACCAGUAAAAACACAAACUACUGCUAAACCAACUCAAUCACCAGUUAAAAAACCAGCUACAUCAAGUAGCAGUGACUCAGAUGAUGAUGAACCAAAGAAGACUCCAGCUCAAUCAAAAGGUAACUAUUCUUCCUUUCUAAGAGAUGUAUCUCAUGGUUUCAUUCUAGCAACACAAAAAGCUGCUAUACCACCACCAACUUCUCUUUCAAAUACUAAGAAAAAAGGUUCUUCAACAGAUUCUGAUUCAUCAGAUGAUGAUACACAAAAGAAAGCACCAGUCAAAGCCCCGACAUCUACUAAACCAGCACAACAACCAGUCAAAAAACCAGCUUCAUCAAAUAGCAGUGAUUCAGAUGAUGAUGAUACGCAAAAGAAAAAUGUACCAGUAAAAGCACCAACAGCUACUAAACCAGUACAACAACCAGUUAAAAAGGCUGUCUCAUCAGAUAGCAGUGAUUCAGAUGAUGAUGAUAAACCAACAAACAAGACUCCAGUUCCAUCAAAGGUGACACAAAAAGCUGUUAUUUCAUCACCAGCUACUGUUUCGAAUAAGAAGAAAAAAGAUUCAUCAUCCGAUUCGGAUUCGUCAGAUGAAGAUAUUAAGAAAAAAGUACCAGUAAAAACAUCAACAACUACUAAACCAGUUCAACAACCAGUAAAAAAACCUGCUUCAUCAGAUAGCAGGGAUUCAGAUGAUGAUGAUAAUAAACCAGCUGCUAAGAAACCAGUUGUAUCAAAGGCACCAGUCACACCGGUAACUAAAAGCUCAGUUACAGCACCUAUAAAAAAGAAAGAUAGUUCAUCUGAUUCUGAUUCAUCAGAUGAUGAAGACAAAAAUAAAAAGACAACUACUGUAGCAGCUAAACCAUUAUCAACAUCUACUCCAGUUCAACAACCAACUAAAAGAUCUGCUCCAUCAAGCAGCAGUAGUGAUUCAGAUGAUGAUACAUCAGCUAAAAAAACAGCUGCAUCUAAAGUUGCUGUAACACCAGUAGCUAAAAAACCUAUCGUAUCAACACAAGCUAUGGCAUCAAAUACUAAAAAGAAAGACUCAUCAUCUGAUUCAGAUUCUUCAGAUGACGACAAGAGUAAAACAAAACCAACUAUUUCAGCUGCUAAACCUGUUCCUACACCAACAACAAAGAAGCCUGCUGCCUCUAGCAGUAGUAGUGAUUCAGACGAUGAUACAGUUGCUAACAAAAAGCCAACACAACAAAGUUCAUCUGUGAAAACUCCUACUACACCUGCCAUUCAAUCGAUUGCUAAAAGUUCUGCUGUAUCAAAUACUAAUAAUAAGAAAAAACAAGAAACAUCUACUUCUGAUUCAUCUGAUGAAGAUGACAAGAAACAACCAGCUAAACCAAAUGUAGCUACAUCUGUUCAAUCGACCAAACGUAAAGCACCUUCGUCAAGUAGUUCAGAUUCAGAUGAUGAUGUUGCACCACCAGUGAAUAAAAAACAAACACCAUCGAUACCAAAUAAAACUAAUGUAACUCCAGUCGUCAACAAAGUUGCUGUUAUUCCAUCAACAAAAGUUUCUAAUAAUAAGAAACAAGAUUCAUCAUCUGAUUCCGAUUCAUCCGAUGAAGAUACUAAUCAGAAAACAUCAGUCGUAGCCGCUAAAUCAGUACCAACUACAAAAUCUAGUCAACAAUCAUUAAAAAAAACUGCUUCAUCAAGUGGUAGCGAUUCCGAUGAUGAUGAUGUACCAACAAACAAAAAACCUAGUGUUGUCAAUAAACCAACAGCUCAAUCAACCAAUCUCUCAAAUAAUAAUAAAAAGAUUGCUUCAUCAAGUAGUAGUAGCGAUUCUGAUGAUGAUAAACCAACAACAAACAAAAAAUCUCUUGUCAAUGGUUCAGCUGUAACCAAACCAUCUGUUACAUCAAUCAAUGGUAAUGGUCCUUUAAAACGUAAAGCAUCAUCAUCAUCAUCAUCAAAUAGUGAUUCCGAAGAGGACAAACCAUCUAAUAAUGUAUCUACCAAUGAUACAACAAAAACAAAUAAUCAAGAAAUGACUGUUUCAAAAAAUAAUGAUAAACAAAAGCGUAAAACAUCACCAUUUCGACGUGUUCGUGAAGAAGAUGCUGAUCUAAAAUAUCUAGAAAAAAUUGGUAAAAAUGCAUUUGAACAUAAGGCUGGUGCACGUGGCUCAUGGGGUGAAAAAGCAAAUACUGAUUUAAAAAAUACUCGUGGUAAAAGUUUUCGUCAUGAAAAAACUAAAAAGAAACGUGGUUCAUAUCAUGGUGGUAAAAUUGAUUCAGUUAAUUCGUAUUCAAUAAAAUUCGAUGAUUCAGAUGACUAA